This is a messenger RNA of Leptopilina heterotoma, 1851 nucleotides long. RefSeq lists its product as uncharacterized. Bases 456 to 1070 code for a protein of 204 amino acids. NCBI's taxonomy places the organism in Eukaryota, Metazoa, Arthropoda, Insecta, Hymenoptera, Figitidae. The record is from RefSeq and is a predicted model, not a curated record. The transcript has 4 exons.
AAUAUUUGAAAUGCAAUUCGACACGAAGUGUCGCGUUUAUUUGUAUUUUGGUAGGUAUAACUUAUGUUGGUGACGUAAUUCGAUAAUUGACAUGAUUGGCUGGUUUUGUUUGAACUCAACCAAUGGUAUAUAUAUAUACGGAGUGCCUAUUCCUACGUUAACGUAAUCGUUCUUUCAAAACUAAACCUACGCGAAAUGGAAAAUAAUUUUGAAAAACGACGCCCGUCGCGCUAGUGUCUCCAUCAAGGUCAUCUAGCAGACGGACUAUGCGAAACAAGCGAACCUGCAAACGAAACCAAACAAAAAUAACCAACGUGCUUCAAGGAGAAAGUGCCGGCUUUUACGCUAUGUCAGAAUGAAAUGAGUUAAUUAUAAUUAUUAAAUAGUUAUUAAAUUUUGAGUGAAGUGCAAUACGAGGUGCAAUAUUCUUCGUAAAAUUUUGUUCACAUUGAGAAAUGGCUUCAACAUUUGAAAAAGGCACCGUUUUUCAAAAUUAUGAAGAGUUUGAACAAGCUCUCCAAAUUUUUGAAGAAAAAGAGAGACAAAAAUUUUCAAAAAGGAGUAGCAGAACUGUUGAGGCAGCCCGAAAAUUUUUAAAAAAGCCACUCAAUCCUCAAAUUAAAUAUUACGAGCUGCAUUUGGCGUGCAUAGCAGGCGGUGUUCCUUUUGCAUCGACGAGCAAGGGAUUAAGAGACAAAGGAACUAUGAAAGUGGAUUGCCCGGCACAUAUUAAACUACGUGCAUCGGAAGAUGGUAAUAAACUUGUUAUUACCAGUCUAAAUAUGGAUCACAGCAAGCAUGAAAAUUCACAGACUGUUUAUGAACAUCAGGCUCCAGUGAGAAGACUCAAAGGCGAAAAGCGAGAAGAGGUUAAAAAUUUGAUAAAACUCGGAUGUGAUAAAAAAUUAAUCCAAGAAAAAAUUUUCAAAGAAACAGGAAAACGGCCAACAUACAAAGACUUGGGGAAUAUUCAAAGUGAAAUAAGAGCAGAAUUAAAAGGAACCUCGGAUCCUCAAGUUAUUAAAAAAAUUCUGGAAGAAGAAUACGGUAAUUUACAAUUACUAUACUAGAAUUUGAAGAAGAGGGUGAGACUGACAAUAAAGCUAAGGCUUCUACGACUGUGAUUGUAAAUGAAAUUGAAAAUUGUUGUGCCAAAUUGUCCAUUAAUUCUGAUCCCUCAUCGGACAACCUUAUAGCCAAUUAUGUUGUUAAAAAUGGAAUUUUGGUACCCGAAGGUGAUGGAAAUGAUGCUCUGGAAAACAUAAAAUGGCCCAUUGCUGUCAAAAGACGCGGACGUCCAAAAAACAGUGAGACUACAGUGGCCAUAGGAUUGAGAAAAAAUCGGCAAGUGAAAAUUCCAAAAUCUUUUAGGCUUCUCAAAGAAGAAGAGAAAAUUGGUAUUAUUUUAAAUUGGGUGCUUUCAAAUAAAGCUCAUUUAAAUGUGAUUUUGAAGGGAGAUUAUUUAGUAAAAGAAGAGGAUCUCGAAAUGCGACCAGAAUCUAUCAAACACGGAAUACUCGAUGAACAAGUGAAUUUGGACAUUUUAAAGCCAUAUAUGACUGAAAGUGCACUUCAAACUUUAAAAAAAACUGUUGAAGUUAAAUUGAAAAUUGAAACUUGGCUUUGCGAAGUAUGUCAAGUAUCCACUGAAACAAAUAUAAGUAUAAAAAAUAUAAGUAUUGUUUGCGAAAGUUGUCUUAUGUGGUACCACAUUAGUUGCGUCGGUCUGAAAUCUAUACCAAAGAAAAAGUCUUGGUUCUGUUUUAAUUGUUCUUCUUAUUAAAUAUUUUUCAAUUUGUGUUAAAUUUUCAGUACAAAUUAAAAUUUAAAAACUCUGUUAAAAGACAGAAA